AUGGAGACAUCACGCUACCGUGACCGCUUAGGAACGCUGAAAUGGGUCGACCCACGCAUUGGCACCAAUGGACCCGAUCCAUCAGAGUACGGCGGGAUGGUGCCUUCCGUGGCCCUGCCUUUCGCUGGCGUUCGCACGGUUCCGAUGACGCGGGAGAAUCUCGUCUCCGGAUGCGCCUACCACGACAAUGAUACCCACAAUAUUGGCUUUCUUGCCAGUCGUCAGCCUGCCAUCUGGAUGGGAGACUACGGCUUUGCAACCGUCUUUGCGGGGCACGGCGUCGUCAAGCUCGCGAAGCAUGACAGGAGUCUCAAGUUCGAACGCUCGCAGGAGUACGUGGCGCCAUUCAAGUAUGCCGUCAAAAUGGGUAACUCAAGCUCAGAAGAGAUCUUUGCCGAACUGGUCGGUAAAAGCCGGGCUGCCAUGGUGCAGUACACUUUCUCCCCGGCUGGCAAUGGCAGCACGAGUAAGGGCGAGACCGUUCCCGAUUCGCCCCAUAAAGCUGUACAAUCGAUUACUGACAACAACAGCUCUCACUGGGGACCUUUCAUCGGAGUGCAAGCCUCGCGAGAGCAAUGGCGCGGGGGCGUUCGUAUCAAUGUCGAGAAGGGCGAGAUUUCGGGGUACAACACCGAACGUAUGGACUAUCGCCUAGGUCCGCACGAGGCAUCUGGGUUUCGAGGAUACUUCGUGUAUCGCAUCGAACAUCAACGCAACGCAGGUGAGGAAUGGCUCACUGGGUUUUCUAGCGACGGAGUCGGCACAGCACACACAAACGCCACGGGCAUCGCACUGCAUCCGGGUGAGUGUGCUCGCUGGAACGAGCUUGGUGUCUACGCAUUCGUCCGCUUCCCCGUCGAUACGACCCGAGUCCGUGUCCGUUUUGGGCUGAGUCUCAUUUCGGAAGAGCAAGCUCGCUACAACCUGGACGUCGAGAUACCGAAUGGCACCGCGAUGGAAGAGGUCGUAGACGAGCUGAUCGAUGCAUGGAAGAGCAAGACGGACAGGAUCCGGGUAGAAGGCGGCACAGAAGCUCAAAAGCGCAUCCUCUACACCGGCAUCUUUCACGCAUCGCAGUAUCCAGCCGAGCAUGCCGAGCCAAUCCCUCACAGUGAUGGUGGCAGCCACAGCAACGGUAACAUGUCAACUCUACGAUACGACAAAGAGGACAAGCACACAUACCACUACUACUCUGGCUACACCGACAGCGUCCACAAGGUCAAAGAGGGACUACAGCGCUACCAGUCCUGGUCUAUCUGGGACAUCUACCGUGCUCAAUGGAAUCUUCUUAUCCUCUUCGAGCCGGAGCGGGUGGUGGACAUGGUCCGUUCGCUCCUCGACAUCUACGACGAAUCUGGCUUCUUGCCCAUGUGGUCGACACUGGCAGAAACCAACAUCAUGAUCUCCACGCAUGCCGACUCUCUGAUCGCAGAGGCGGCCGUCAAAGGUGUCAAAGGCUUUAACAUGGACAAAGCAUGGCAGGCAGUCCUCAAGGACGGCACAAUUCCACCAGAAAGGGAGUUCGAGCUUCGAUACGAAGACCGAGAAGAGUACACGCCGUUGGAGGUGCGCGCUGGGCUGACGUUCUACAACGAGUCAGGCUAUGUGCCUCUGGACGGCUGGUCGGAGUCCACCUCUCGCACUCUCGAUUAUGCCUACGACGAUCACGCCAUUGCUGUGUUGGCGGAUAUGCUGGGCAAGGAGUCUGAAGCCGAGUUCUUUCACAGCCGUAGCAAGAACUAUCGUCACGUCUUCGAUCACGGUCAGGGCCUCAUGGCAGCUCGGCUGAAGAAUGGCACCUUCCUCGUCCAGCCGCUACCGGACCCACGUGGUCGCCAGGAAGGAUUCACGGAAGGCAAUAGCUUCGACUACUCUUUCGAUGUGGUUCAAGACGUACCUGGGCUGGCGGAGCUCGUGGGAGGCAGGGACAAGCUGGUCGCCUUGCUCGAUCGACACUUUGGAGAGGGGCACAACGAUCAAUCCAACGAGCCAUCGCACCACAUCCCGUAUCUCUACUCGCUACUAGGCGCGGCAUCCAAGACGCAGCGUCUAGUGAGGGACAUCUCACACGAAGGCUACAGCGACCAGCCUGAUGGAUACGCCGGCAACGAGGACUGCGGUCAACAGAGCGCAUGGUACAUCUUCAGCGCGAUGGGUUUGUAUCCUGUCAAUCCAGUGUCAGGCGAAUACGUCGUCUCGUCGCCGUUCUUCGAGCGCAUGGACAUUUCGAUACCGGCGAGAGUGGAAGAAGGCAAGCAGGGAAGGGCUGCCCAUCUGCGCAUCGAAGCGCCAGGCUCAGACGAUAAGCAUGUCUAUGUGGCAAACCUGACGGUCAACGGACGUUCGAUAGAGCAGCCAAAGCUGAAAUGGUCGGAUCUCUUAGCAGGUGGAACGUGGAAAUUCGGGCUCGCAAAGACACCCCAGCAGUGGGGCAACGACCCCUCGCCCCUUCACGCAUGA
Molecule: messenger RNA, 2460 nt
Organism: Kalmanozyma brasiliensis GHG001
Lineage: Eukaryota; Fungi; Basidiomycota; Ustilaginomycetes; Ustilaginales
Product: Glycosyl hydrolase family 92
Exons: 1
Coding region: 1-2460 (819 amino acids)
Biological process (GO): protein quality control for misfolded or incompletely synthesized proteins; carbohydrate metabolic process; glycoprotein catabolic process
Cellular component (GO): nucleus; cytosol
Molecular function (GO): carbohydrate binding; peptide-N4-(N-acetyl-beta-glucosaminyl)asparagine amidase activity
Source: RefSeq, a predicted model, not a curated record